This is a messenger RNA of Hyaloscypha bicolor E, 1641 nucleotides long. Its product is annotated as putative methionine adenosyltransferase 2 subunit beta. Gene Ontology annotation, cellular component: methionine adenosyltransferase complex. The record is from RefSeq and is a predicted model, not a curated record. Gene Ontology annotation, molecular function: methionine adenosyltransferase regulator activity. The coding region runs from base 280 to 1440 and encodes 386 amino acids. Lineage: Eukaryota; Fungi; Ascomycota; Leotiomycetes; Helotiales; Hyaloscyphaceae. The transcript is spliced from 7 exons. Gene Ontology annotation, biological process: S-adenosylmethionine biosynthetic process.
GGUUUUACGCAUAUCAGUGAGGAUUCGUCCGAGAUUGCGUUUUUGCUAGUUGAAAACUAUAACCAUGACCGCUCUUGCUCGGCCUAGGCUGGGUGAGGAAUCUUUGGAAACCAACCUUCUCUCGAAAGAGAAACCUUUUUUCAUUGCGGGUGGUCCCUCGAGGACUAGCGUGAAGAAGAAUAGAAGAUGAAGGGGCUUGAGAAGGCGACAGGACACAGCGUGAGCAUGAGAUUAUGCUUAGACAACAUCACUUUCGGAGUGCAAUGAUUCAAGGCUGCGAUGAAGCAGCUGGAGGAGAGUGGCAGCUAUGUAGAGCAUUACGGCACUGAAUACUAUGGGCUCAUGCAAUUCUCGAUAUCAUCUAUCACCGUAACCUUGCAUGGCUCUGCAGUUAUGCUAAAAGACGCGUCUGCUCUAACGCGAUGUAAUCCUGAUGAUCUAAGGAUGCGGCUCUCGAGUCCACAUUCCCAACGUCAACACAUCAACACCAUGGCAGCUCUCAUCACCGGCGCAACAGGUCUCCUCGGCCGCCAGGUCACGAAAGCCUUCGAGCGUGGCGGCUGGAGGGUAACAGGCACAGGCUACACGCGCGCCUCCCCACCUUCGAUCCUGAAGGUGGACCUCACCGUGCCGGACGAGAUAGCAAAGGUGUUGGAAGACGUCAAACCAAGUGUCGUCGUCCAUUGCGCUGCCAACAGGUUCCCCGACAAAUGCGACAAUGACCCCGACGGCACACGCGCCCUGAACGACGCAGCAACCCGCGCUCUCGCCAAGCUCUGCGCCUUCUCCUCCAUCUGCCUCAUCUACAUCUCAACCGACUACGUGUUUCCUGGCACUGAAGGCGACGCACCAUAUCACGUCACCAGCGCGCCGAAGCCGCCGAAUCUAUAUGGGGAAACGAAGCGUGCGGGGGAGAAGGCUGUGUUAGAAGAGUAUGCGAAGGCGGGGGAGAAGGGAAAGGGAUGGGGCGUGGUAUUGAGGGUGCCGGUGCUUUAUGGGGAGGCGGAGAGCCCUGCGGAGAGUGCGGUCAAUGUCUUGAUGGAUGCGGUUUGGAAGGUGCAGGAGAAGGACGCGAGCGUUAAGAUGGAUCACUGGGCGUUGCGGUAUCCUACGAAUACAGAGGAUGUUGCAAGAGUCUGUCAAGAGCUUGCAACGAAAUUCCUCGACACACAGGAUCCAAAAUCCCUUCCUACCAUCCUGCAAUUCUCGUCCGAAGACAAGUUCACGAAAUACGAGAUCUGCCAGCUGUUUGCGGAGAUUAUGGGAUUACCACUGGAUGGCAUGGUGGCUAAUGCUGAAGGCAACGACCCGAAGGCUACUGUUCAGCGGCCGUAUGAUUGCCACCUUUCGAGUCAGGCGUUGAAGGAUUUGGGGAUUAAUACUUCGACUAUGGACUUUAAGGGGUGGUGGAGGAGGGAGGCGAGGGCAUAUAGGAAAUGAAGAAAUGGAGAGGCUCUGGUCCUACAGGGACAUGACGAAGGCAUGUGGAAGGGGACGGCUGUUUUUCCCAUAACGUGGCAUAUAUGGGGAGUGCUUAGCUUGGCCGAGAGCCUUGCUGUCGGGCUGUAUUAUACAAGUUAGGAGAACAACGGCAAUGCCUUGAAAUCCAGCCUCCAAAAUACCAAACCCUUGUCUUCCCCG